UUGCGACUCUUAACAGCACUGCCAGGGCCAGGCCGGUGGCACCAUCUUCAGUACCAUGGAGCCUCUGGGAGAGAAGCCAGCAGAGGCCGGGGUGCUGAGCAUCACAGCCCAGCUGCUGAAGUCCCACUCCGGAGAGUUUGCCCUGGAUUCCAUCCUGCUACUGAAACUUCGGGGUUUAGGGCUCGUGGACCUGGGUUGUUUGGGGGAGUGCCUGAACCUUGAGUGGCUUGACCUAUCAGGCAACGCGCUCACCCACCUGGGCCCACUGGCAUCCCUGCGCCAGCUGGCCGUGCUCAACGUCUCCAAUAAUCGGCUGACGGGGCUGGAGCCACUGGCAGCCUGCGAAAACCUGCAGAGCCUCAAUGCUGCUGGUAACCUGCUGGCCACUCCUGGCCAGCUGCAGUGUCUGGCUGGGCUGCAGAGCCUGGAGCACCUGAGACUCCGGGACCCUUUGACCCGCCUCAGCAACCCGCUUUGUGCCAGUCCCUCUUACUGGGCUGUGGUCCGAGAGCUGCUGCCUGGCCUCAAAGUCAUAGAUGGGGAACGUGUGAGUGGGCAGGGCAGUGAGCUGUACCAGUUAUGCCGAGACCUGGAUAGUUCCUUGCGCCCCAGCUCCAGCCCAGGCCCCAGAGCCAUGGAGGUGCAGCCGUGGGUGGAGCCUGGCUACUGGGAGUCUUGGCCCUUGCAGAGCAGCUCCAUUCUGGAGGAGGCCUGCAGGCAGUUCCAGGACACACUGCAAGAAUGCCUUGAUCUGGACCGCCAGGCCAGUGACAUCUUGGCCCAGGCCCAGCAGGCUCUCAGCCCUGCAGAAACCACCUCUUCCUUUGUCUUCUGAAGUCGCCACAUAGCCAAGGUAGUCUCAUGGAAGUGCUGUCGCCUACCCCCUUCUCUGCCCCAU
Messenger RNA from Acomys russatus (golden spiny mouse), 898 nucleotides. RefSeq names its product leucine rich repeat containing 61 (gene Lrrc61). Gene Ontology annotation, biological process: outer dynein arm assembly. Bases 56 to 835 code for a protein of 259 amino acids. Gene Ontology annotation, cellular component: cytoplasm. Lineage: Eukaryota; Metazoa; Chordata; Mammalia; Rodentia; Muridae. The transcript has a single exon. Gene Ontology annotation, molecular function: protein binding. The record is from RefSeq and is a predicted model, not a curated record.